Molecule: messenger RNA, 3617 nt
Organism: Myripristis murdjan (pinecone soldierfish)
Lineage: Eukaryota; Metazoa; Chordata; Actinopteri; Holocentriformes; Holocentridae
Gene: whamm
Product: WASP homolog associated with actin, golgi membranes and microtubules
Exons: 11
Coding region: 79-2448 (789 amino acids)
Biological process (GO): endoplasmic reticulum to Golgi vesicle-mediated transport; Arp2/3 complex-mediated actin nucleation
Cellular component (GO): endoplasmic reticulum-Golgi intermediate compartment membrane; cytoplasm
Molecular function (GO): Arp2/3 complex binding; actin binding
Source: RefSeq, a predicted model, not a curated record
AUACGUCACACUAAUGGCGGACGGUGUAAACAGAGACGGCGACGUCGCAGAGGCUGAAGUGAAACAGCGUUUCUAACCAUGAAUAACGUGGAGUGUGAGCGUUUGGACAGCUUGGACGGGUGGGUCGCUGUGAAAAGUAACAUAUUUGAGGAACAUGAAACGUUUAAGCUGGGUUUUAUCGUGCAGUGGAAUGUCAUCGAGUCUAAGUUUGCUGUCACCUGUCACAACCGGACGUUACAGCGGCAGAAACGCAAAGAGCAAGUUGUUGUCGGCGACACUCAGAUGAGCUGGGCUGGACUCUUCUCUGUCAGCGACUUAAAACACAUCCACCAGCAGCUCACCUGCGUCGCCGACGUAUUAGGAACAUAUCUUCCCGAUUUAUCAGACUUUGAAGAAGGAAACAUAUGGGACUUGAUAUUCCCCAACCGGAGGUCGAGUCCAGACGAUGACGAGCGGGAUUUUGACACCUCUUGUCGAAAACUGGAGAAAUACUUUAGCACGGCCAUCGAUAUAUGUGGGCGCAAAAUAGUGCUGGAUACAUUGUUUUCCCAGGAUGAGCGGGACGUCGAGGAGUACUUUGAAAACCUCCAGGAGUUCAAACGGAAGGCCAUGCAGGAUGAGAUGUCAAGGGCCAAGGGUCACCUGCGACAGCUGCUGCAGAGCCAUGGCGAUGCUGACAGAAUGGUUCUGCUGCUCAGCAUCUACCAGGAAGAAGACCAGGCCUACCAGGACCUGGUCACAGUGGCAACCGCCUUCUUCCAGUACCUGCUCCAGCCGUUCAGAGACAUGAGAGAGCUGGCCUGCCUCUACAAGAUGGAGAUUUUGAAGUCUUUGGAGGAUGAGGACUUUGGUCCUAAGAGAAUUGCAGCUCUGGAGAAGGAGGCAGAAGAGUGGAGGAGAAGAGCCGAGGAUGCAGUCGCCUCGAUUCAGGACAUCACUGUCACCUACUUUGUACAGACAUCAAAGGCUCUGGCUGGUAUGGUCAAGCAGAUGGAGGAGGAUAAAUGUCGCUUUGGAGCUGCUGCUUGGGCAUCUGCUGCUCCCAGGCUGGAGAAACUACGCUUCCUGUUGGCCAAAGAAACCCUGCAGCACAUGAGAGCCACCGAGAUGUGCCUCAAACGCAAGAAGGAUGGCAUCAAAGAGAGGAUGAGCGGUCUGUCUGGCCAAAGCCCAGGACAGAGACCCAUUUCUGGGUCGGCACCCAAGAAUGGCCAGCAGCAGGACACGGUGGACCAGCUGGAGCUGCAGUUCUACGAGGCCCAGCUGGAACUCUAUGAUGUCAAGUUUGAGAUCCUGAAGAAUGAGGAGCAGCUGCUUGUGGCUCAGAUAGACACUGUGCGGAGGCAGAUUAAAGAAUUGAAGGAGGAGGUGGUGUAUUAUGAUGUGUGUGAGGAUCCCGAGGAGCUGCAGAGCCUCCACACAGGUACUCAGCAGGCAGACCCUCCGACUGUCAAUCAGCUGAGACGACGUCUCCAGACCCUGGAGACCAAGAGAGGCAACAUCUGUGCCCAGAGAGCUUUUCUCCGCAACAAGAAGGAUCAGUGCAUGGAGGCCCAUGAGCAGAAGCAGCGUGCAGCCGAGCACAUCUCCAUACAGUUCACCCAGCACCACCAAGUCCACCUGAAACGAGAAAAGAAGAAAGAGGAGGAGCAGAGGAGGAAGGAGUGGGUGGACCAGGAGAGAGCCAAGACCCUGAGCAGAUUACGAUCCUUCAGAGAGAAACGACAUGGCCAGUACAUCCUGAAGACUCCUCAGUCCAAGAUGUUUUCAUCAGACUUGCCCAACUCCUCCCAGCCCCUGUCUAUCAUCAGCCUCGAUCCUUCUCUCUCCAUCGACCGAUCCUCUGCUCAUCCCGCGCCCAACGCCAGGAAAACAACCAAGAAACAGCAGUCCCGUCCACCCCAAAACAUUCCUGUCCAAAUCUACGCCCCACCAACGCCACAGACAGCCAACCCGACUGCAGCCGCACCAUCGCCCCCUCCUCCUCCCCCACCGCCACCGCCACCGCCACCACCACCACCACCACCUCUGCCUCCUGCUCUAGCUGCUCCACACGUUGCUGCUCCACCUCCCUCCCAGGACACACCAAUGCCCCUCACUGAGAAAGAGGAAGCCUUUUUCCCGGCCAAGAAAACUCUCAAGCAAAACAUAGGAACAAUGGACGAAGUCUUGGCCUCCUUGCAGCGCGGUCAGAUCCAGCUCCGAAAGGUGCCUGCCCCGGGGACAGCGCCCUCUGCAGGGGACCUGAGGAGCAACCUGAUGACUGCCAUUCGACAGGGAGUUACCCUAAAGAAGGUUCCUGAGCGAGCAGAAGUCCAGAACAGCAGAGACAACGAGCUGGAGCGCAGCAUCAAGGCUGCGAUGCAGAGGAUGAAGAAGGUCUCCGCCGACUCUGACGACGAGGCAACAGGAGAAGACGAGACACAGUCGACAGAUUGGGACAGCUGAGAAUACUCACACCAACGCACUCACACACACACACUAAUGAAGAUGCUCUCUUUAAUCACCCCUGCUCCAAUUUUGUUUUCUCCACGAUACUAAGCUACAGCAUAUGUUGCUGCCACAUUUCCACCAAAACAGGCUCUUCCUUUGACAAGGCUGGGAUUAUGUCUCCUUUAAAUGCGACCCCGCUGGUUGCCGAGCAUGUCACCCACUUAUCUCAUCAUUUUCAAAAUAAUCCCAAGGUGACAGUAACGCCACCAAAAACUGCUUGAAUCAAAAUAAUCAGCAAAUGGUAAAGUCAGUUUGGUCUCCUCCGUGGAGCUGCUUUGCUGAAAUCCCGAGCUGAGUGAGCGAAUGAGGUGCUGAAAUUUAACCCUAAUCUAGAACAAGAGUGAAACAUUAAUAUAAUUGAAUGAUUGAAUUGCUCAAAUCUCUGUUGGUAUUAUCAAGGCUUUUGGUGAGCCAGACAUUCACACAGCAAGGGAAGCAGAGAAAACCCUGUGCCUGAAGCUGAGACAACACCCAGCAGACAUAAUGCACAUCAGCUUGGACACUGCAGUAGACUUUAACUUGAUUGUACCGUUAUAAGGGCUCCUACAAAUCAUGAGCGUGGCUUUUGUAUUUUUUUCCACUAACCCAAGAAAGUUAAUAAUCAUGUAUCAAAGGUAGCAUUCAUUACAAUCUACAUUUGUCAUUGAAUUAUCGACUUUCUUAUGUCCUGUCCCUGUUCAUUUUGAAAUUGGUGAAUGUCUUUCUUCAUGAAUAACAUGGACAUGGGUUCUUUUAAGGUGCAAUUAUUACAUGAUCGUAUGUUUUUUUGUUCUAUGAUGCCAUAACAAGCAAGGCUUGAAUGUUGGAUUAAUUUGCCUUUUGUUUUUAGCACUGUCCAUGUGAAUGCAUAAAAAUUCACACCAGUUGGCUCACCGUUUCCUGUUCAGAUCCCCAGAAAAGCUUUAGAUGGGCAGGUUGACCGGUCACGUACAAAGUUAAGGACAAAUUGUGUACUUAUGACCUUUGAACUUGUGACUCAGAGCACUUGAUGUACUCAGACCUGCUAAGGAUAUGAAGUACAAUGAAGCACUGGUCUUUAUUCUGUAUCGGUUUCAUUAUUUUGCUUAAGUGUCUAGAGGAUUAUUUUGAAUGGCAAACAACAUUAAAGUGUUUGUAGAUCAAGA